Molecule: messenger RNA, 1461 nt
Organism: Plutella xylostella (diamondback moth)
Lineage: Eukaryota; Metazoa; Arthropoda; Insecta; Lepidoptera; Plutellidae
Product: lipase 3
Biological process (GO): lipid metabolic process
Molecular function (GO): hydrolase activity, acting on ester bonds
Source: RefSeq, a predicted model, not a curated record
UCUCUAUGUAACCACCCUUAUAAAUUAAUAUCUUCUGGAUCAAGAGACACUUGAACAUUGCCCUUAAUAAGGGCUUAUCUUUCAGUUAUUUAUCUAAGUAUUAACAAUUCGUUCACCUCGGCUUCAAUCAAGGGCCCAGAGUUCUCAUAAACACCUGCCCUAUUGAUUCUAAAAUAAUUCAUUAUUUAUUCAAAAUGAUUAUUCGGAUUUCAGUUAUUUUGUGCUUUUCGAUCUUAGUGAAAGCAGAUUUUGAGGAAAGAGUAACGGAUCCCGGUAUACUUGAAGAUGCAAGUCUUGAUACAUUCACAUUGAUCAGAAAAUACGAGUACCCGUGCGAGAUACACCGAGUGUACACUGAAGAUGGCUACAUCCUGGAGAUGCACAGGAUCCCGCGCGGCGUUGGGGCUCAGAAUGAUAACUCUGUUCGUCCGGUGGUGUUCCUGCAGCAUGGCCUGCUGUCUUCGUCUGCGGAGUGGGUCCUUAUGAGACCCGGGAAAGGAUUAGCGUACAUCCUCGCCGAUGCCGGCUACGAUGUCUGGAUGGGGAACGCGAGAGGGAACACCUACUCUCGCAACCACGUCUCAAUCAAACCUACCUCUUCAUCAUUUUGGACCUUCUCGUGGCACGAAAUCGGCUACUACGACUUACCAGCCAUGAUUGACUACGUUAUUAAACAAACGAAGGUGCCUAAACUCCACUAUGUUGCCUUCUCUCAAGGCACCACCGUUUUCUGGGUGAUGACGUCAACGAGACCGGAGUAUAAUGAGAAGAUCCUGUCGAUGCACGCGCUGGCUCCAGUGGCUUUUGCCGGCAACAUUCGAAGUCCACUUAUAAGGGCGAUUGCCCCUUUCACUGAUACGUUAGAAGUAGUGUUCAAAAUGCUAGGCGCCAAUGAGUUUCUUCCAAAUGGGAAGAUCAAUGAGCUGGCCGGCCAGAGGUUCUGUACUGAGGAAGCCAUCACGCAACUCCUCUGCACUAACCUUCUGUUCCUCAUUUGUGGAUUUGAUGAACAACAGUUGAAUACGACAAUGCUGCCAAUAGUCCUCGGCCACACCCCAGCAGGCGCUUCCAGUAGACAAUUUGUACAUUUCGGACAACUGUACAACUCCGGCCAGUUCCGACAGUUUGACCACGGCUGGUUCAAAAACAAGAGAGUGUACGGAACCCGCAAGCCGCCUGCCUACAACCUGAGUGCCAUCGAGGCUCCCAUAUUCCUCCACUAUGCAGAGAAUGACUGGCUGUCCACGCCAUCAGACGUCGAUAAACUAUGGAAAGGAGUCAAAUCGGUCGUCGGUAAAUUUAAGGUGCCACUUAAAGGAUUCAAUCAUCUGGACUUUGUAUUCGCAAACGAUGCAAAGGAACUGAUCUACGAUAGAGUUAUAAACAUAAUGGCAUAUUUUAAUUGAAACACGAAACAUUUACAACUUUAUAGUUUAAUAAAUAAAUACGAUUACAAAACGC